AUGUUUAUCCUCUGGGGUUUAGUUCCGAGUGAUAAAAACGAUAAAAACGAUGCAAAAACGGCUAGUGAUAGAAAAGAGAAAGUAAGACGAACGAAUUCCAAGAAGAGUAAGCUGAGGGAAAGAUCAGGUUUUGAAUAUCAUGAAGUAAAUCCAUAUCUGUAUUCGUCCAAGGAUCUAAAAUUCGUUAGCGUCGCGUCUUUUAGCCGUAUAAACGCACAUCGAUUUGUUGUCCAGAAGAAAAUCGACAGUCUGCUUAAAAUGGCUUACGAUAAUCAACAUUUUAAUAUUACUGCACUGGAGUGGCCUUUUUGUCCAGCAUUGAAAAUGACUGCAGAAGCAAAGGCAAUAUUGGCAGAAGAUCAAAAUUUAUUGAAAUUAAUAUUUGAUUUAAAAAACGACACCAAAGUUUCGCGAGCUGAAUUGGAGCCUGUAAUGCUUAGUCAGCAAUCUUGUGGCACAAUGAAUAUUCAUAUGUUGGGGCAUGCGACGGCAACUAUAGGAAUGACACGGGGUGGUCGAGAAGGUAUAAACGCCUUAUUAAAUGAUGAUUUUAUUACAACUCGACAUGUUUCCGAGCUACUUCAAGUAUUUAUUCGAUGCAAUAUAUCGUUCACCACACUAUCUGCCAUCAAAUUUUAUUACAGUCUUAAUCUUGCGAAAAAUAUUUAUCGAGCAGUACGUUAUGGUCAUCGUCAGCUAGCUGCAAACAUGAUUGAAAGUUUUGCCAAAUACAAUUUUAACGAUUUACACAUUUUAACGUUAAAGAAUAAUUCGGAACCAUUAAAGAAAUUCACGCCAAUUUCGGUCACCAAAAAGGGACGACUCAAUCGAAAUAUUACUCCAUUGCAUACAGUUGCAAUAAAUCCUAAUGUUAAUUAUCUGGAAGCACUUCUAGCAACUGGACAACAGUGUGAACCUGAUUUAGAUGGGUGGGAUUUGAUUCAUUAUGCUGCAGUAUGUGAAGGUCCUGGGCCAUUAAAGCAUUUAUUGAGUUUGGGUGUUUCUCCUCUCGGGCUAACUAAAAAAAAACAGUUGCCGUUACACUGCGCUGUUCGAGCAGGCCGAUUGGAAAAUGUUGAAAUUCUGAUUGAAGCAAUGCAAAAUCUCGAUGAAUCGAUACAUUCGGAGCAAAUGCAGAGUGGAAGGAUGCGAUCACAGAAACAUUCUCAGUCAGCAUUACAAGAAAUAAAAGAACAAAAACAAUCCAUCAAUAGAAAUGUGUCAUCUUUUCUAAAUGCAAAAAUUUCAUCAGGGAAGACAGCACUGUACAUAGCUGCUUCUAGAGGCCAUGUGAAAAUUGUUGAAGCACUUCUAAAUGUUUCGACUGUAAUGGUAGAUAUUCAGACCUCAGCUUCCAAGAAAAAACUUACACCGUUGAUGAUUGCAUGUGCUAGAGGAUAUCUUGAAGUCGCCAAUGUAUUAAUAGACAUGGGUAUGGCUGCUGUCGAAAAAGGUGAUAAAUUAAAGAGGACUUCGCUUAGUCAUGCUGUCAUAAAUGGACAGGUGCACGUUGUUGCAAUGUUGUUACGUCGAGGUUGCAAUCCUCUUCUUGGAGAUUCUUCAGGGAAUGCUCCUGCUCAUUAUGCUGCUGCUUUUGGAUGGUUAGAAUGUUUAAUACUGCUCGCGAAAGCUGACGCUAAUUCCUUAUCAGCCAAAAAUGAUUGGCAUUUGACGCCGUUUUCUAUAGCAUAUAUGAAAGGUAUUUCUUAUUCAUAUUUAGUUGAGAUAAAGUUGUCGUUUUUUGGAGCUGUUCAAAGUCUUUUGUUGUAUUCCUUAGCAACGAAGGGCUAUUUACAUUUUUUAGGACAUUAUGGUAUCGUGGAAUGGCUUGUUGAUGGACCAUAUUCCAAUUAUGUUGAUAUAAAUUCUCGUGAUUAUUCUGGGGCUACUCUGCUUAUUUCGGUAAUCAAAUCAUACUGUUCUUUCACUGACAAAAGGAUCCUUGCGCAGUUGCAGUUUCUCAUCGGAAAAGGUGCUGACUGUUCAUUGAAAGAUUCCUCAUCAUAUUCGCCACUGCAUUACUUUUGCACUGUGAGUUAUCAGCUGAAGGUCGAAAAUUCUGAUGUUGAUUUCAAUAAGGAAGCAAAUGAGGAACGAUUAACCAAGGAUGAGUAUCGCUCUUGUUUCAAUUUGCUCAUUGCGAAUAGUAUGGAUUUGUUUGCUGAAAAUAAAGGUAAUGCACUAUAUUUGGCAGUGAAUUCCGGAAAUUUAUAUCUUGCUGAGCUUAUUUUCGAUGAGAUUGUAUUGCAAGAUUCAGCAUUUCAUUCGUUAAAAUUCGAAUCAUCAGUUUUUUUCUUCCACUCACUUAUUUCAUUACCAUUUAAGAUCUAUAAUAACAGGUCGUUGUGGUCUUGUUAUAAGGAACCUGCAGAAGGACAGUACAACAUAAUUCCGCUGUUGGACAAGUUGAUAUUACAUGAUGAAGAAAAUGUUCGUCAAUGGUUGUGGGAAAAAAAUCAAAUUGGGCUGACACCUUUAUUGCUUCUUUGCCGCGAAUAUUUGUCUGCUCAAAAUAAAAUUUGCAGCCAUGAAGAGGAUAUAUUUUGUGGAAGAUUUGUGAAUACAAUUUGUGAUGUUGUACAUCGCCUGAUUUCGUUGGACUCGCGAAUCAUAUUUCAAAAUGACACAUUUGGCAUAAGUGCUACCUCUUACAGUGCAGUCGAUAAGACAGUACAAAAUAAGGUGGAAUACGAUCAUAAAGUUGAAUUGUUAAAUCAGUCUGACAACGAUGGUUACACUCCUUUAUUACGCAUGGUCAGUUCUAAUAAUCUGUCAAUGAGCAUGUAUCUGUUACAUAUGGCGCAUUCAGUUAUAUCUGAAGAAUCUGAAAAUAAAGUGGAUUCUGCAGCAGUAAAAUUUCGCUAUUGUCCGAAAACAAAGCGUUACUUUCCAUGGAAUAAAUCAGUUUUGAUGUUCGCUGUAGAGAAUGGCAUGAUUGAACUGAUCGAAGAAUUAGUUCUAACGAGCGCGGAAUGGAACGCACAUACGGGAUGUGGUGACAAUGCUUUCCAUUUUGCAGCAAAAUUUAUUUCUUUGAAGUCAGCUGCUCUUUACGAGUUAUUAAAAAGAAAAGGAGUAGAACUGAAGGCUAACGAAGAAGGACGAUAUCCUUUACAUAUAGUUGUUGCGUCAUUGUCUAAAACUAGUGUGGAUAUUUUCACUGAGCCACUUGAUUGGUUUUUAAAUAACGAAAAGGGUAUCUUUGACAGUGACAAAAAUGGUUGCUUGCCACUUCAUUAUUGUUUUAUUCCAUUGAAACGGAAUAUUUCUAAACAAGACAGCAUCGAUCCAAUUUCUAUACUCACAGUAUUACUUUCUGCGAUGCAGAGCAAAAAUAUGAUUGAUAAAGCUGAUGAUUGGGGUUUUACAGCUUUGCAUUAUGCUGCAUUGUUUGGAGCAAACAUUUGCAUUGUCAGCUUACUGCAAGCCGGGGCAAAUCAGAAUCUGUUAAAUAAUGAUGGCAAUACUCCUUUAGCUCUUGCUGUACAUUUCACAAAAAAUGAAAAGACAAGUAAUAAUCAAAUGAACAAGUGGAUUUGGAUCCCACUAAGGACAGCAGCUGAAGGUCAAAAACCAGUAGCUACCAUUCCUAGUUUAAUAGUGCGUAAUGAAUGGCAAGGAGUAGUCUAUGUUUUAUUAAUUGUUAUGGGUAAAAAUGUACAUACGACUGGUUGCUUCGUUCGUGCUGCGUUAGAAUAUCGAAAAUAUAAUUUCGCGCAAACGAUGUUGGAAAUGUUUUACAAUCUACUAAAAGUUGAGCAGGUUGACAAAGCACUGUUUGUUCUGGAUGAGCUGGAUUUUUUUAAAAUAUUUGUCGAGAACUUAAUCAGCGGUUCAGUUGACGAAAAUAUAAUGAAACUUAUGAAGAGUUUGUUACAAUUCGGUUGUAAGUGGUAUAACCGACAAAAUGAUCUUUACCAGAGUAGUGUUAUAGAAUGUCUUGCAUCUCGUGGCUAUUUUCAGUUUUUACAUGCUUUACAUGACUUAGAUCAGAAGACAGCUCAUCCCGUGUGGAAUUCGAUAAAUUACGAAUUAACUAAAGAUAAUCCUUUAGUUGGUGUCAUCGAAACAUGGAUAAAAAAUGUUCAAUUUUAUUGUUCAGGAUCAGAUAAUGACACAAAGUACUGGUUAAAGCAUUUUGCUGCCAAGUUUGGAAUAAACUCGUUAAUGCAGUAUAAACGGCCUGCAUUUUAUGGCAUGUAUCCCUGUUUGCCGAAACAACCAGUUCCAGAAUUUUGCUACAUGACACCUCUGAUUCGUGCUAUUCAAUGUUCAAACACUUCGCUUGUUGAUGAAAACUGUAAUGCAUAUAGGUUUCUUUUGCGAGAAACGGAUUUGAAAACAGAUGUAAAUAAAGCAGACGAAUUGGGCAUAACACCGUUAAUGCAUGCAUGUAUGGUCAAUUCCGAAGAAAUUAUUUUACUUUUGUUUAACCCGGACAGUUUGGAACAAGAAAGCAUAAGACAACAAAAAUCUAUUCCAAAUUCGAGUGGAACUUCUGUUUGGCUUUUACUCAUUGGCAAAUAUUUUAAUGGUUGUAUUGUUCGACCAAAGUGUGUGUUCAAUAAAAAUUUUCUCCAGACAUCUCUGGCAUGUACCAGUGUUGGAAUUGGUGGUUUAUUUGGUGGUUUUGGGAAUUACAGUGAUGCGAUAAUGCAUGAUGAUUGUGUUAAUGAUCGCCAACCUUUAUCCAGGAAGAGAAAAAUUAAGGAAAAGGAAAUAAAUCCUGUACGAAAGUUUGAUCUUCAGUCCAGCUUGAAUCUUUUCAAACAAACAAAUGCUGUAAUCGAUGGUUUGGCUAAUGUUGGAACAAGAAAUUUUGUUCAUUUUAUGUUAGAACCAUGUGGAUGGCAAAAUACCGAUUUAUUACAAGCAAUAGGUGAAAGCAAUCCAGAAAUCAAAAGUUUAAUCAAGCAGUCAUCAUCACAAGACACAAAUGCUUCACCAUUACACAUUGCUCGUGAACGUCAUCAAAUACGUAUGCUUGAAACGAUGAAAGCAUUAUGUCGAUUCGACAAUAGUGAUUUCCGUGCCGAAUAUCCACCUAUUGAUGUGAGCUCCAUAAAAACAAGCUAUGAUAUUGAUGGAGAUUGUGAACUUUUCCUUUCAAGUGAUGCUGAAGGACGUCAAAAGCAAAUGAAGCAUGAAUUUAUGAAAUCUUUUUUGAAACCUCAUAAAAAUAGUGGUUAUGACGAAACUGGAAAAAUUUGCUUCAAACCGUUGGAAGACUCUGAGCCAGUUCCUUAUAAGGUUAUAUUCCUAUUUGCUUUUAUCUUGUUGGAGAGAAAAAAUGAUAUAAUUAAAAAAAUUGGAGAUGCAACUGGACAGUAUCAGCGGACACCAUUCAGUACACUGGAUGAAGCAGAUAAAGAGUUUACAAAUAUAUUUCGAUCGAAAACUGGAAAUGAAUUUAUGAAUAUUAAAAAUUUCAUUGAAAAACCAACAAAAUAUAGGAAAAUGAAAGAUAUCACUGAUGUUGUCAUGCUUUACAGGCUAGUGAAAGUAAAUUCUGAUACGUCUGGCGAUAUUGCUGAUCUAAAAAUUGAUCUUGAUAAAUCCAGUGCUAUUGAUUAUGAAGCUGCCAAAUGUUCGACCUAUCAAUUAAUAAAAGAUAUCAGUGAUGUUAAGCGACUACAAAAGCGAACUAGAAUGAUCUGCCACAUAAAGCGUUCUCGAGUUCCUUUCGGGUGCAUUUGUCGAUCAGAUUUAUUGAAGGCUCAGAAUUUACUUCUAAAGCUUCGAAAUUUAAAUAAAGAAAUGCGAAAUUGCUAUGAGAUGUCUGAAAGUCCAGAAACAGUACUGAAAAUUUUUCAAGCACAGUCGGAAACAACGAAUGAAUUUUAUAAGUUAGUAUUUGAUAUACUGAUGCCAUUAGGUGGCUUCGAAAAUAGUGCUCUGGGAGUAAUUGAUAACGAAAGUAGUUGUGAAAUUUUUGAAAAAGUGAUUGAAGGUUUGCUUCAUAUGGAGAUAGCGGGUAAAAUUGUAACGGCAGCUGCAUUCAAUAUGAAUCACAUCGAUCCGUAUAUGUAUAUCACAAAUGCCUUGGAAUGUAAAUUAAGUAUGCUUGAUCCAGAUGAUUUAACAAGUCAGCGAAUACUGCAGUAUAUUCAUAUAUCGUCGGACUGUUCAGUAAGAGCUAUUUAUGAAAUCAAAAGUCGCGAAGCGGCUGAGCAAUUCAAUGCUCAUGCAUUACAUAUCAAGAAUCAUAGAUAUUUGUGGCAUGGGACAAAAUCGGAGAAUAUGUUGAGCAUAUUAAAAGUAGGUUUACUGCCAUCUCCAAGUUUUGUCGAACGAACUGGUCAAGCUUUUGGGCAGGGAAUCUACUUUGCUGAUUCAUUUGAGAAAAGUAGCGGUUAUAGUACAGCUUCAACUAGUGGCGUUAAAUACAUCAUGUUAUGCCAGGUUGCACUAGGUGAAAUAUUUUAUGGUGCUUCAUCACAACCUGUGCGUAACAAUGUUUGCGAUGAAUCGAGUCGUUAUCAUUCACUGAAGGUUGUUGGAUAUUGUGAACCAGAUCCGCAUUAUGAUUUGACUAUGGAAGAUGGUACCUUUUUUUAG
This is a messenger RNA of Thelazia callipaeda (thelaziosis nematode), 6558 nucleotides long. NCBI's taxonomy places the organism in Eukaryota, Metazoa, Nematoda, Chromadorea, Rhabditida, Thelaziidae. The record is from the annotation of a GenBank genome assembly.